CUCGCUAUCACGCUACCAACGCUAACACUACAAAUUGCGUUCGCAGAGCAAAGAUAGCGUUUGCGAAUGCAAGCUCUAUGAACAGCAAUAGCGUCGCGUUUGAUCUAACCUAACUUCAAAUAUUAACCUAAAAAUUGAAAUCAUGGAGCAAGCUAUGAAGCAAGAGGAGCAAAUCAUCACGCAUUAUAACAAUCGCGAAAUUUUAACGACUGCCGUUGUUAUAAUACGUGAAAUAAUAGAUUCUUCUUCUGAUUCAUCAUCAGAAAGCGAUGAUGAAGAAUUAAAAAUAAUAAGAAAUUGUAGAAAUGUAAGAAGACGUGUUCCAAGAAUUUUAAAUUACGUGUCACAUAUAAUACCAAAUUUAACUAAAAAAGAAUUCAAAGCCCAUUUCAGGAUGUUACCUAAAACUUUUGAUUAUAUCUUAUCUUGUAUCGAGCAAAGAUUAAAAAGGGUAAUACCUGGAACACCUAUGAUUGAUCCGCGCACACAAUUUCUGUUGGCAUUAUGGAGACUAGCUACUCCAGAUUCUUUUAGGUCAAUUUGUGAACGAUUUAAUGUUGGAAGAAGCACUGCUUUAUAUAUAACAAAGAUAGUGGUAAAGGCACUCAAUGAGCUUGCGCCUAUUGUUAUUAAGUGGCCUAAACGAAGUGUGAGCAGGAUUUAA
Messenger RNA from Temnothorax curvispinosus, 664 nucleotides. RefSeq lists its product as uncharacterized. Bases 143 to 664 code for a protein of 173 amino acids. The record is from RefSeq and is a predicted model, not a curated record. The transcript is spliced from 3 exons. NCBI's taxonomy places the organism in Eukaryota, Metazoa, Arthropoda, Insecta, Hymenoptera, Formicidae.